AUGGAUCUAAGUGAUGCUCUUGCAUUGGCCUCAUUAAUUCUUACCGCAAUCAGUACAAUAUCCAUUUUCACAAUUCUAUUGCAAAUAUGGAGCAAUUUCAAAAGACUUCUGUUCGAUCGGGAGCAUGCUAUCAAAGUCCAAUGCGGUUCAUGGCAGAGUUGCAUCAAGAAUCACCGGCUACCAGAGCAUGGGUUGGUUGAAAAGGCAGCCAAUCCUCUAAAAGGAUGGAUUCUGAAUGCAUACAGAGAAGGCAUUACUCUCAAGAUGACCACCAGUGACCGAAAGACACAGAGGACAAGCUGUCAGAGAUUCUGUUCUUUCCUGAUGCCCACCUAUGACCAAACAGCACAGGGAACAAGCAGCUGGAGCAGAUUGCUUGCAAGUCACCUUGGCUAUAUGCGGAUAUGUGAUGACGGUCCUUUUCGUCAGAUUGCGCGCUAUGACGACCAUGGAAAUGCCCCAAACUCACAAUCAACAGCAAAACGUUACGAAUAUUCUAUACCAGUCAAAACAGCUAUUGACUUGGCAAUCGGUAUUUUCCGCAUCCCUUCCAGGGACCCCCACAACAUUGAUAUGGUAAUUCUUUCAGACAGGCGCUGGUUAGACAGGCGCUGGUUGAACUGGUGCAAGAAUUGCAAGCGGAAAAGCAGAAUAGGCCCGCUCAAAAGAAUAGGUUCUGUGGAUCAAAUGAGUUACUGGACGUCGAAUCCCGGGACGAAACAGGCGGAGGAAAUCCGCUUUUCCCUAGAGAAACUUGUUCAAGAGCCGAGCGCAAAGAUCAACAACUACGAGACCGACAAAAACAGUCAAAACAAUGCAAACUCCGACGUGCAAAAAGCAGCUACAAGAGUGGCAUUAGUCAUUAGCAGCCUUGAGCCGUGGGCAAUCUUGCCGGCUGCACCGAUACACAUUACUCAUGCUCUAUGUGGCGUACUCAAAAUGCAAGUUCGGGAUGACAGCGGGCAGGCAGCCCUUAUAACUUUGUUGAAAGAUCUGAGAAAAAUGAAAAAAGCUAAACAGUACGUUCCACCUGGCUGGACGCUAGUGGAUUUGGAAUGUGCACUGGAGGACAUCCCAUCUAUCAAGGACCACUUUUUCUCCCGAUCAAGUGAUAAAUGCAGUAUUUACAAACCGCAAUGA
This is a messenger RNA of Aspergillus neoniger CBS 115656, 1140 nucleotides long. RefSeq lists its product as uncharacterized. The record is from RefSeq and is a predicted model, not a curated record. The coding region runs from base 1 to 1140 and encodes 379 amino acids. The transcript has 3 exons. NCBI's taxonomy places the organism in Eukaryota, Fungi, Ascomycota, Eurotiomycetes, Eurotiales, Aspergillaceae.